Drosophila navojoa is the source of this 2002-nucleotide messenger RNA. It is a transcript of the gene Mal-B2, whose product is annotated as Maltase B2. The record is from RefSeq and is a predicted model, not a curated record. NCBI's taxonomy places the organism in Eukaryota, Metazoa, Arthropoda, Insecta, Diptera, Drosophilidae. Gene Ontology annotation, biological process: carbohydrate metabolic process.
CUUAAAACACAGCUCCGUGCGGCUAGCUGCAAUAGUCGCUGGAGUCAAGAUGUUCGCAGCGCAACAGUUAAAUCGAGCAACUCAACUAAUUCUAAUUUGCAGCCUGCUGUGGAUAGAGGCGCCCGGCCUGAGCAUGUCCAGCUUGGUGAGCAGUCAGACGGAGGACUUUAUUGACUGGUGGCAGCACGCGGUCUUCUAUCAGAUCUAUCCCAGAUCCUUCAAGGACAGCAACGGCGAUGGCAUUGGGGACUUGCAGGGCAUCAUUUCGAAGCUGCCGUAUUUGGCCGAGACAGGGAUCACGGCCACUUGGCUGAGUCCCAUUUUCCAGUCACCCAUGGUCGACUUUGGGUAUGACAUAUCGGACUACAAGGCCAUACAGCCGGAAUAUGGAAGCAUGGCUGACUUCGAGCAACUGGUGCAUAAGGCCUCCAGUCUGGGUAUAAAGAUCAUCUUGGACUUUGUGCCCAAUCACAGCUCGGAUCAGCAUGAGUGGUUCAAAAAGUCGGUGGCUCGCGAUCCCGUCUAUGAGAACUUCUAUGUCUGGGCAGAUGGAAAGAAGGAUGAGCAGGGAAUACGCCAGCCACCAAACAAUUGGCAGUCAGUGUUCUACGGCUCCGCCUGGGAGUGGAACGAACAGCGACAGCAAUACUAUUUGCACCAGUUUACCAAGGAGCAGCCGGAUCUGAACUACCGCAAUCCGGCAGUGGUGCAGGCCAUGGAUGAAGUGCUGCUCUUCUGGCUGAACAAGGGUGUGGCUGGCUUUCGCAUUGACGCAGUGAAUCAUUUGUAUGAAAACGAAGACCUGGCCGAUGAGCCACUCAGCGGCAAGACGGCGGAUCCGCUCUCCUAUGAGUACACCAAGCACGUCCACACCAAGGACUUGCCCGAGGUGCUGGCCAUGGUGCAGCACUGGCGGCAGCUACUAGACGACUACAGCGCCAAGCAUCCGGAUGGUGUGACACGCAUCAUGAUGACGGAGGCCUACGCUGACCUGCAUGUGCUCAUGGACUACUACGAGACAGCCGCUGGAGUGCGCGGCUCCCAGCUGCCCUUCAACUUUCAUUUUAUCACGGAUGUGGACGGCGACUCGGAUGCUCGUGACUUCGUCUUCAAUGUGGAAAAGUGGCUGAUCUACAUGCCGCGCGGGCACGCUGCCAAUUGGGUCAUGGGCAACCACGAUAAUCCGCGUGUCGCCUCGCGCUUCGGAUCCGCCAGUGUCGACGCCAUGAACAUGCUGCUGCUGACGCUGCCCGGCGUCGCCGUUACCUAUAAUGGGGAGGAGCUGGGCAUGGAGGACUAUCGUGAAAUUAGCUGGGAGGAUACUGUCGAUCCGCCAGCUCGUAAUGCUGGCAAAAAGGAUUAUAAGAAAGUCUCCAGAGAUCCAGAGCGUACACCCUUUCAGUGGAGCAAUGCCAGCAAUGCAGGUUUCUCUACUGCUGCUAAGACCUGGCUGCCUGUAAAUCCCAACUACUUGGUGUUGAAUCUGGCGGCGCAGCAGGAGGCUGCCAGGAGUCACUACAAGGUGUACAAGGCGCUGCUUGAGCUGCGCAAGUUGCCGACCUUAAGACGCGGCAGAUUCAACAUCGAGGCGCUGUCCCGGGCCGUGUUUGCCCUCAGACGCACUCUUAAGGACUAUGAGACAAUCGUAACCAUCAUCAAUGUGAGCGCCAAGGAACAGCUGAUAAAUCUAACAGACUUUAUUAACGGGCCACACACACUGAUUGUGGAAGUGGCGGGCGUUGACUCCACCUAUAAGCCAGGACAAGCCCUAUCCAGCAGCGCCCUCGCACUGGCCCCCCACGAGGGCCUCAUCUGCAGGCUGAUCGAGGCAUAGGAAUUUCCAGAGCUCCAUUAAUUGCCUUGUGACACUGUCACGAGCUUGAACGAAUAUAAAAAAUAUUAAAUGAACUGAAAAUUAAUGAAUCGAAUUGCUCCCUCUCUCAAAUACAAAUGAAUUCUGAAAAUCUGAACUUCCUUUGCGACAUUAGCUGAAUAAAAAAAC